Molecule: messenger RNA, 2292 nt
Organism: Cinclus cinclus
Lineage: Eukaryota; Metazoa; Chordata; Aves; Passeriformes; Cinclidae
Gene: GPR156
Product: G protein-coupled receptor 156
Exons: 9
Coding region: 1-2292 (763 amino acids)
Biological process (GO): G protein-coupled receptor signaling pathway; gamma-aminobutyric acid signaling pathway
Cellular component (GO): G protein-coupled receptor heterodimeric complex; membrane
Molecular function (GO): G protein-coupled GABA receptor activity
Source: RefSeq, a predicted model, not a curated record
AUGGAGCCGGGAUUCAACUGCUCUGAGCUCUGCGAUGGCAGCUCCAGUUUUGGCAGCCAGGAGCAGCAGCAGCGGGCACUGCAGGAGCUCUGCACUGUGACAGUGACAUCUUUUGACCACAGUAUGAAGAGUUCCCCAUCCUUCUCUGCUGGUCUUCUGGGAGUUGUGUGGACAUUCCUGACUGGAGGAGCCCUGUUAGCACUCUUCUUUCUCAUCUUCACAAUUCGCUUCAGGAAAAACAGGAUUGUAAAGAUGUCCAGCCCCAAUCUCAACAUCGUGACCCUGCUGGGCAGUGGCUUGACUUACACAAGUGCUUACCUCUUUGGGAUUCAGGAGCAGAGUCUGCCAUCUGGAGACUCAAUGGAAAAGCUUAUUCAGGUGAGGCUGUGCCUGCUGUGUGUGGGGACCUCCCUGGUGUUCGGCCCUGUCCUGGGGAAGAGCUGGCGUCUCUACAAGGUGUUCACCCAGCGGGUGCCAGACAAGCGGGUGAUUAUCAAAGACCUGCAGUUGUUGGCGAUGGUGGCAGCAUUGGUGCUGGCAGACACUGUCUUGCUCAUGACAUGGGUGUUCUCUGACCCAGUCCAGUGCUUCCGAACCCUCAGCGUCUCACUGCGGGCGACAGAGAAAGGCAUGACAUGCUCAGUGAGCCGGGUCCAGUCCUGUGCAUCUCUCUAUUCCGAUCUUUGGCUCAUCCUCAUUUUAGGGUUUAAGAGUAUCCUACUCCUGUAUGGGACCUACUUGGCUGGUCUGACCGACAAUGUCAGCUCCUCACCGGUCAACCAGUCCUUGACACUCAUCGUUGGGGUCAACCUCGUUUUCCUGGCUGCUGGCACCAUCUGCUUAGUUCACCGUUUCUUCCUUACUUGGCACAAUUUGCUGUUUGGUUUUACCUCUGGAGGCAUCUUUGUGUGUACAACCACGAUCAACUGCUUCAUCUUUGUCCCACAGCUCAAGCAGUGGAAAGCCUUUGAAGAAGAAAGCCAAACCAUGAGCCACAUGGCAAAAUAUUUCACCAGCCCGAGCAGGAGCUGCCACUCAGUGUACAGCGAGGAGCAGCUCUACCAGCUCAUUGGGGAGAAAAACUCUAUGAAGCAGCUGCUCACUGAGAAAAAUGCCGUGAUCGAAAGCCUGCAGGAGCAAGUGAGCAGUGCCAAGGAGAAGCUGAUGAGGCUGAUGUCUGCGGAGAGCGGCUGUGACCCCCGUGUGCUGCCAGCAGCUCCCUGUGCCUGGACCUCAGGGCAGCCUGGGGAUGCACCACAGGACUGCUGCCCCCCGGAUCCAGACAGGGAUGGGUGGCUUCCCCCCCGCUUGCUGAGUACAUCACCUCUUGGCAGCAAUGCCCAGGCCCUCCAGAAACAAGCAACCCAGGAGCCUGUUUGCUCCCAGGUGCUGCUUUUUAAUACAGGGGACAGCAUUGAAUGUGGCCUGAAAGAUUUCCAGGAGUGUGGGACACCUGCAGUGCAGGGGCAGCUUCCAGAGCAGCUGCCAGAUCAGGACAACUCAGCCGGUGUAGCCUGGGAGUCAUCCCCCAAAGUCAGCUACGUAAACAGCGAGAAGCUGUGGGAAAUCUUUCAGGAGUUAAGCCUGGAUGGCAAAAACUGCAGCCCAGCCUUAGCUGCAAGACCCCCAUUUGACAACCGAGGCACCUCAGGCGAGCAGGGAGAAACACGGGUGGGCCAGGAGGGCUAUCCAAGCAUCCACUCACCCCUCAGCCCCUACCUGGCAAGGCAUCGUCGGAGGAUCCCAUUGCCCCCUGUCUCCACGUGCUUCCCUGGACGUGAUGUAUCCCCUCGUGCUAGCUGCAGGGUGAAGGAGGUUGGCAGCUGGGGUCAUGGGAAGUCAGCACAUAACUCCCAGGGGGCAGGAGGGGAGAUGGCUGGCAGAGGGCUCCUUUACCCUCCAGCACCAUCCCCUCCAGCCAUCCCAAGGGAGGCCAGCCUCCAACCAGAGGGGUGGCUGGGAUGGCCCGAGUCCCAGGGUGCUUCAUCGUGCGUCCCGCAGGAGCAGUGGCGGAAGCAGGGCACCCUGAGGGGACCUGCUGAGCCCUCCCUGCGUUCACUGUACUAUUACCCAGACUCUGACUCCAGCAGCAGCAGCUCGGAGGAGAUGUUUCAUGGCUGCCACCGACCCUGCUGCAAGGUUUGCUUCCAGAGCCCACGUGGCUCCCUGGACAGCAGCAGCACAGACACGGACACAGAUCCCAGUGACUGUGAGGAUCACCAGACAGAGCACCACGGUGGGCCCCAGCCUGUGGUGAAUUUCAAAGACGAUCUGAAACCCACUUUUGUGUGA